AUGGCCGAGGCCGCACAAAGAAGUAUAUGGGGGAGCGUGAUAGAGCUGACCAAAGAGGCCCAAGAAAAGGGUAGCGACCCUCUUCUCUGGGCAAUGCAGUUGUCCUCGUACUUGAACUCGGAGGAAGUGUGUGUAAGUCUUCCCUCUAUAGAGCUGGCGGAUGUGUUGGUUUCCUAUAUUUGCUGGGACAACAACGUUCCCAUCAUGUGGAAGUUCCUAGACAGGGCCUUGGUGCUCAACAUUGUGCCGCCUAUGCUUGUUCUUGCUUUGCUUUCUACAAGGGUUAUUCCAAGUCGACUUGUCCAGCCAGCAGCGUAUAGGCUUUUCAUGGAGCUCCUCAAGAGACAUGUUUUUUCUCUUAAAUCCCAAUUAAAUGGGAUGAAUUCUCAAAGGGUUAUGCAAUCAAUAGAUACUGUUCUUCAGCUUUCCCAGAUAUUUGGUAUGCAAACAAGUGAAGCUGGGGCUAUUGUGGUUGAGUUCAUUUUUGCAACUGUGUGGCAGUUGCUUGAUGCAUCAUUAGAUGAUGAAGGGUUGCUGGCAAAUACCUCUGAGAAGAAGCCUAGAUGGGUAACUAAUCCUCAUGAUAUGGAAAUACAUAACUAUGGCGAGAAGCAGACCGAACAUCAUGAGAGGAUGCAGAAAUUUAACACUGUGAUGGCUAUUGAGCUAAUUGGGCAAUUUCUGCAAAAUAAAGUAACUUCUGGGAUUCUUGACUUGGCGCGCCAAAACAUGUCCAAGCAUUGGGAAGGUUUUACAAAGUGCUUACAGAUGCUUGCAGCAAACUCAUCAGCAUUGAGAGAUACAAAAGUUAUAACUCCAGAGGCACUUCUGCAGUUUGCUUCUUGUACUCACAUGGUCUCUCGAAAAUGCAAAUUAAAGUCAAUGCAAAAGUUCCAUGACACUGUAGCUAUUGGACCUUUAGCUUCUUCUGAUGUUCUGUGCAAUGAGGCUAGUCAUUCUUCUCUUUGGCUCCCUCUUGAUGUGGUUUUAGAAGAUGCUGUGGAUUCAACAGAGAUUAAUGCCAAAAGUGCUAUUGAAACUAUCACCGGUUUCAUUAAGGUCCUUCGAGCCAUAAAUUGCACCACCUGGCACAACACCUUUUUGCACCUGUGGAUUGCAGCUCUUCGUCUUGUUCAAAGGGAAAGGGAUCCCAUUGAGGCCCCCAUGCCUCGUCUUGAUUCUCGCUUAUGCUUGUUACUGUCUAUCGCAACUCUAGUGGUUGCUGAUCUUAUUGAGGAAGAAGAAAGUGCUACAUUUGAUGAAACAGAAUAUGGCUCCUCCAAUCCCUGGGAAGAGAAAAGAGUUCCAGGAAAGUGUCGCAUUGAUUUGGUCUUCAGCUUACAGAUGCUGGCCGAUUACAAGGGCUUGCUGAUUCCACCCGAAUCCAUUGUUUCUGCAGCAAACCAGGCUGCUGCAAAAGCGAUGUUCUUUAUUUCAGGCAUCGAUGAUGGAAAUGCAUACUUAGAAUGCAUUAGUGUGAAAGAUACGCCAACUAAUUGUUCUGGAAACAUGCACCAUCUAAUAGUUGAGGCUUGUAUAGCUAGAAAUCUACUGGACACAUCAGCAUAUUUCUGGCCAGGUUAUGUGAACGGAAACAUCAUUCAAAUACCUCAUAGUGUGCCUACUGAGGUGCCUGGUUGGUCAUCAUUGAUGCAGGGAGCAUCGCUUACGCCAGUAAUGAUAAAUGCAUUGGUUUCAAGGCCUGCUUCAAGCUUAGCAGAACUCAAGAAAAUAUUCGAGAUUGCUAUCAAUGGAUCAAAUGAUGAGAAGAUAUCAGUAGCGAUGAUUCUUUGUGGGGCCUCACUAAUUUGGGGUUGGAAUCUACAGGAGCACACUGCUGAUUUUAUUAUUAGAUUAUUGUCUCCUCCAGCUCCUGCAGAGUACUCUGGUAGUGAAAGUCAUUUGAUAGCUUAUGCUCCAUUGCUGAAUGAACUUGUUCUUGGAAUAGCAUCCUCGGAUAAUCUUCUGAUUUUUUCACUACAUGGCUUGAUUCCACAACUUGCAUGUUCAUUGAUGUCAAUCUGUGAGGUUUUUGGGUCAUGUAUGCCCAAUGUGUUGUGGACUAUUGCAACAGAGGAAAGAAUCUCUGCUCACAAUGUGUUUUCAAAUGCAUUUACUGUUCUUUUGAGGCUAUGGAGGUUUAAUCAUCCUCCUCUUGAAAGGCGAGUAGGAGAUGCAGUCGAAUCCCGACCAACUCCGGAAUACCUCCUACUAUUCCGUAAUUCCCACCUGGAAUCUCCUAGAAAUGUCCACCAGGGUCAAAAUAAAAGGAGACUCUCAGCAAUUGCAAGUUCAUCUACUCUACACCCCAUAUUUGUUGAUUCAUUUCCAAAACUAAGAGUUUGGUAUCAGCGGCAUCUUGCAUGCAUAGCUUCACCCCUCUCCAGACUUGAAGAGACCCCUGUACAUCAGACUGUUGAUGAGCUUCUUAAAAUUAUGUUUUCAAAUAUUUGCAAAGGAAGUCAGUCUGUGCACUCUGUUACUUCUGGAAGUAGUGGUUUCUCUGGAACUAAAAAUAAAGAUGCCUUACUGACACCCAAAUUACCCGCAUGGGAUAUACUUGAAGCUGUUCCUUUUGUAGUUGAUGCUGUUUUAACAGCCUGUGAUAAUGGAAAACUUUCACCACGUGAACUAGCUACAGGGCUUAAAAAUUUAUCUGAUAUUCUUCCUGCGUCUUUUGCAUCCGUUAUAAGCUACUUCUCUGCUGAAGUAACCAGGGGUAUUUGGAAACCAGUUUCUAUGAAUGGAACAGAUUGGCCCAGCCCUAAUGCAAAUCUAUCUAAGGUUGAAGAACAGAUGAAGAAAAUCAUAGCUGCCACUGGUGUUGACAUCCCAAGCAUUGCUUCAGGUGGAAGCUCUACAGCUACACUUCCACUGCCCCUGGCUGCCUUUGUAAGCCUUACCUUAACCUAUAAAGCCUCUGAGUGUUUUCUCCGUUUGGCUACCCCGGCCUUGGAAUACCUUGCUGCAGGAUGCUUAUGGCCUUGCAUGCCAAUUGUGGCUUCCCUUUGGACCCAAAAGGCAAAACGUUGGAGUGACUACUUUGUAUUCUCUGCAUCUCGUACUGUCUUUCUCCAAAACCAUAAUGCUUUGUUUAAACUUCUCCAAAGCUGCUUUACUGCCACACUUGGCUUAAAUGCCACCCCUAUCUCAAGCAAUGGUGGUGUUGGGGUCCUUUUUGGCCAUGGACUUAGAUCCCCUGGUGCCCCUGGAAUUCUCUUUCUACACGUGUACCGGUACUUCAAAGGAGCUAUCUUCAUGACAGAAAAUAUUAUGUCCCUCUUGAUGGAUUCUGUGAGAGAGAUAGCAAGUAGAGGACUUCCUAAUGAGAGAUUGGAGAAGUUGAAGACAACCAAGAACACAGUGAGAUCUGGAGAGGUUUCACUUGCUGUAGCAUUGCCACAGGUGAAUCUAGUGGCUUCCCUUGGGGCUUCUUUAGUAUGGUUAUGCGGAGGCUUAGGUUUGGUUCGGUCAUUGUUCGAAGAACUUUUGCCUUCUUUGUUUAUUUCUCACAGUUCAAAGUUGGAAGGAAGGUCAGAAGGGAAGGUUGAAAUGCUACAGGGAUAUGCUCUCGCAUACUUUGCCUUACAAUGUGGAGCUUUUGUUUGGGGAGUUGACUCAUCAUCAAUGGCAUCAAGCUGUCAUCGAAAAAUCCUUUCGGGCCACAUGGAAUUCAUAGCAGGAGCACUUGAUGGGAAGAUAUCACUCUGUUGCGAUUCGGCGACUUGGCGUGCCUAUGUUUCACAGUUUCUGAGCUUGAUGAUAGAUUGUGCACCAACUUGGAUGCGGGAGGCAGAUGUAGAUGUCCUGAAGAGACUAAGCAGGGGUUUGGGGCGGUGGAACAAGGGAGAGCUUGCACUGGCUUUGCUUAGUAUUCGUGGGUUUGGUACUAUGGGUGCAGUUGCUGAGCUGAUAAUUGAAAACGAGUUGUAAUUUCCAU
Messenger RNA from Corylus avellana, 3940 nucleotides. Its product is annotated as mediator of RNA polymerase II transcription subunit 33A. Lineage: Eukaryota; Viridiplantae; Streptophyta; Magnoliopsida; Fagales; Betulaceae. The record is from RefSeq and is a predicted model, not a curated record. Gene Ontology annotation, cellular component: mediator complex. Gene Ontology annotation, biological process: regulation of phenylpropanoid metabolic process.